Molecule: messenger RNA, 1698 nt
Organism: Bombina bombina (fire-bellied toad)
Lineage: Eukaryota; Metazoa; Chordata; Amphibia; Anura; Bombinatoridae
Gene: NAA60
Product: N-alpha-acetyltransferase 60, NatF catalytic subunit
Exons: 8
Coding region: 221-949 (242 amino acids)
Biological process (GO): N-terminal peptidyl-methionine acetylation
Cellular component (GO): Golgi membrane
Molecular function (GO): histone acetyltransferase activity; protein-N-terminal amino-acid acetyltransferase activity
Source: RefSeq, a predicted model, not a curated record
CCCUCGCGAGUUCCUGUAGCGGUGACAGCAAAACAACGGGCUUCGGAACUCAAUACCGGAAGUAUCGGUGACAGGACGACUCUGGAAAGCCAGGCCGUGUACAGCGGUGCAGUGUGAUAUACCAAUCACAAGAUAACAGGCCUAUGGAAUUUCUGUAACCAGUACAAGAGCUCAAGGAGGAGCCAGCCUUAGUCCGGCCUGCUCAGGUAACAAGGUUUGAAUGAGCGAGGAGGAGCGCCCCGCUGCUCUCGCUGACACUGUCCUGCGUUUCCUGUGCCACGAUGACAUAGACACCGUGAAGGAGCUAUGUGCAGAUUGGUUCCCCAUCGAGUACCCGGAUUCGUGGUACAGAGACAUCACUUCCAACAAGAAAUUCUUUUCUCUGGCUGCUACCUUCCAUGGACAGAUUGUGGGCAUGAUAGUUGCAGAAAUAAAAUCCAGGACCAAAGUACACAAAGAGGAUGGCGACAUUUUGGCAUCCAGUUUCUCCAGCGAUACACAGGUGGCAUACAUCCUGAGCCUGGGAGUAGUGAAGGAAUUCAGGAAACAGGGAAUUGGGUCCCUGCUGCUGGAGAGUUUAAAGAGCCACAUUUCAAGCACCGCCCAGGAUCACUGCAAGGCUCUGUACCUGCACGUCCUGACCACCAACAGCAGUGCCAUCCGCUUCUACGAGAAUCGCCACUUCCAUCAACACCACUAUCUGCCGUACUACUACUCCAUCCGCGGGGUGCUGCAGGACGCUUACACUUAUGUCCUGUACCUCAAUGGAGGCCACCCGCCAUGGACAGUCAUAGAUUACCUGCAGCAUUUGGGAUCUGCUCUAGCCGGGCUCAGUCCUUGUACUCUGCCACAGAGGCUUUACCGCCAAGCUCAUACUCUCCUGCGUAGUUUGCUGCCCUGGUCCGGCAUAUCUGCCAAGACUGGAAUUGAAUACAGUCGCACCAUGUGACCACAGGUCUUUGAGCUUCACAGUGUUUGUACGUGGCCUGUGGGGACCUUAUUCUGAUUCCUACAACCGAUUUCCGCUUCCUUUUAUCAAGAUUGGACACUGGCGGCUUAUCCUUGAGGAUCGAUGUUGGAGCAAGCACAUGAUUUCCGUUGUACAGGACUCAAUUACAACCCCAAUGUGUAGGGUGGGUCUUUGUGGUCUAUUUAGGAGUCAUCAAGACAACACAGUAACAAAAGACCAAGGUUUUCUACCUUGAGUUUAUUUGCAGCUAUGUACAAGAACCCUGUUGGAAUUUGUCCCAUUAUAUAUAUAUAUAUAUAUAUAUAUAUAUAAAAUUAAUUUAUAUGUUCCAUUAAUUUCUUCACCAAAAACCUAUGGUCUUACCUUGCUCUACGUGGGGAUAUGCCAGGGUCUGGCCUUACAAUAAAACUGAUGGCAAUGAAGGGUUAAAGGAAGUAGUAUAUAGUGAAGAUUAUUUAAAUUGAGCUUUUUAAUUCCUAAAACCUACUUGAUAUCAGCUUCCUAUGAGAAAAGACUGAAUUAUGGGUGAAUAUGCUUCUAACAAUGUUCUAUCCUUUCCUUUGAGUCCCUCUUAUGUAAAGAAUAUUAGUACCUCUUACUGAAGAGUUUUAGGAUUUAAUAUGUGUGUCUCUGAUCAGAAGAAUGCAGAUGGAAUGUAUGUCUGACCAAUACAAUGUCCACUACUUCCUUGAGUGUAAUUUUAUAUAAAUAUGUCAAUGUGGAUUGUA